Homarus americanus (American lobster) is the source of this 2705-nucleotide messenger RNA. Its product is annotated as organic cation transporter protein-like. Gene Ontology annotation, cellular component: membrane. The transcript has 11 exons. Gene Ontology annotation, molecular function: transmembrane transporter activity. The record is from RefSeq and is a predicted model, not a curated record. Gene Ontology annotation, biological process: transmembrane transport. NCBI's taxonomy places the organism in Eukaryota, Metazoa, Arthropoda, Malacostraca, Decapoda, Nephropidae. Bases 19 to 1956 code for a protein of 645 amino acids.
AAUUAAAACAUUUCGGAGAUGGACGAAGGGGAGAAGAUGAAAGAAGCGAUCACAGAGGUGAAGGAAGAUCCCCAGGAGUUGAAAGAAGGGAAGGAAGUGGUCCAGGAGGAGAAAGAUGGGAAGGAAGUGGUCCAGGGGGAGAAAGAUGGGAAGGAAGGAGACCUCUCGUGGGUCAACACCUUCGAGGACCUGUUGGAGGUAGUGGGCACCAACGGCCGCUGGAAUAUCCUUAUGUUCAUCAUGUGUGUCACCUCGGUGGCGAUAUCGCCGCUACAAACUUUGUCCUACCAGUUCCUCGGGGCGACACCUGACUACUGGUGCCACAUCGCCCCCCUGGUAGAGGCCAACUGGACGGACCAACAGAUACUCUCCCUCGCCAUUCCUUACAGCAACUCUACAGGGAAGUAUGAAGGAUGCCAGAUGCGCAACUACAACUACACGGCUGCGGCGCUGCUGGGAUACGAAGCCACCAUGAAGGACCCUUCCCUUGUACAGCAUGGGAACACCACCACCAUCAUCAAAUGCUCAGCCAGAGACUUUAACCACUCCCAGUACUCCUCCACCGUCGUCACUGAGUGGGACCUGGUGUGCGACCGUCGGGUGCUGUACUCUACCACCCAGGGCGUGGUGGAGGGAGGCAACAUCGUCACCUGCCUUGUCUUUGGCUACCUUAUGGAUACGUUCGGACGUCGUCCAAUAGUGCUGGUGUGUGUGGUUAUCAAAAUCCUGACAGGUUUCUUGGCUGCUGCCUCGCCCACCCUCGAGGUUUACAUUCUGCUCAAGUUCCUUGUCGCUGCCACUGACGCCGGGACAUAUCUUAGCAUCUUCGUGUUCGUGAUGGAGAUGUGUGCUAUCAAAUACCGAGCAGCAGUGGGUUGUCUUGUAGCAAUACCGUGGGCCAUAGGAUACAUGAUAACCCCUGGUAUAGCCUAUCUGGUGCGUCCUUGGAGGUGGCUCCAGUUUGCCUACGCCUUGCCUUCCCUCUACUGCAUCAUCUACUUCUGGCUGUUACCAGAUUCACCCCGGUGGUUGAUUACUGAGGGUCGCUUUGAGGAAGCUCUGAAGAUCAUGACCAAGAUCGCUAAUGUCAAUCGGAAACCGCUACCUUCUGACCCCGUCGUCCUCGCUGCUAUGGAGAACAUCGUUAAGCAGGGAACCCAUGAGAAGGGGGAAGAAUUGACCGACAGAGAGGCCACCAUCAUGUCUCGCUUCCUGGCAGUCAUAAAGCAGGUCGUCAUCUUGCUGACUAUACGCCAGCUUAGACUCAGAACCUUGGUCGUGUUCUUCUGUUGGUUCGCUGCAUCCAUGGUCUACUAUGGUAUCGCCCUCAAUGCUACAAACCUCAGCACCGAUCCAUACCUUUACAUCUUCCUGGGAGGUCUAUUGGAGGUGCCAUCGUACCUGAUCUUGUGGCCGGCACUCGUGUACAUAGGGAGGAAGAAGUCCCUGGUGGCCCUCUAUCUUAUAUGUGCCGUCUGUAUCUUUGCCGUGAUGGCAAUAAUCCUUGUAUAUCCUGGAGGAGAGCACUUGGCCAAGGUCUUCUUCUCACAGAGCGGUAAGGUGGCGGUAACAGCGGCCUUCCAAUUAGUGUGGAUGUACACGGCAGAGCUCUUCCCUACCAAGUACCGUUCUUUAGCUGUGGGGGAAGCUAGCUUCUGCGCACGCGUCGGCAGUACUUCGUCACCGUAUAUUAAUGAUAUUCUGGGAGGUUACACCGUGUGGGCACCGGCGGCGCUCUUCGGGACAGUCUCUCUUAUCUCCGCUGUGCUGUCACUCAUCCUGCCAGAGACAAGACACUGCACUCUGCCGGAAUCCAACGAUCUUUUCUCCAAGAAGAAGGACAAGGAGGCAGACAGAGGAGGAAGCAAGGAAACAUCCCUGGAGGAUGUGAGGCAAGGGGUGGUCAACCUGUCAUACAACCCAGAGACGGGCCAACCGGGGGCGGAGAGAUUAUGAGAAUAAUGUACACCCAUCUUGUGAUAGCAAGAUGAUGACUAUCUUUAAACCUCCGUGACGGAUAACCGGAGGGGGAGAGAGCACAGGACUAUAUCCUAUAACAUUAUACUGGGCCUCAAGACCCACGGACAACAAAGACAUAAGGAUAUUCUCCUCCAAACAAACUUUCAAGACUCUGGAAUUCACGGCCAAUUUUAGUACUAAUUUAGUAACUUUUAGAUAAUAACGUCAUUGUUAACGAACACAACACCACAUCGUUUUACCAACUGUUUGUUAAGCAUAAUGACAUUACUUGAGUCUGCGUAUCGAGCACCUGCAGAAGAUAUUAACAAAAUAACAUAUACCAAAUAAUUUUACCCCCCCAAACACUCAAGGCAAUCUCCUCAGCGUCUCUUCAUAUUUAGAAACAUAGGUCGAAGACACCGAGUCGUGUCAGCUGUCACCUCGACGUGAAAACUCAAGAUAAAACUAUUGCUAGCAACGACCAUGCCAUAUAUCGCCGAUAGGAUCUUUUUUUUUUCUAUUAUUAUAUCUUUAUCAUUUUGAGUUUUUGGAAAAUUCCAAGAUAUGCAACAUUCCACGGUGGUAUUGAGGGCUGUAUGUUAAAAAGGACUCCAUUAAACUACCUAAGAGAAACACAUCUUCGUGGACGGACGGGCGGUGUCUAUUUGUAUAUCCUCACAACGGGGGAUAAAAAUCUUUACACGAUGAAAUCUGUGAUUUUAAACCUUGUUUACUAUCCAACAGAA